Molecule: messenger RNA, 3579 nt
Organism: Acanthoscelides obtectus
Lineage: Eukaryota; Metazoa; Arthropoda; Insecta; Coleoptera; Chrysomelidae
Source: the annotation of a GenBank genome assembly
CGUACAUAUUUGCUUAUAACAGUUUACUGCGGUUCAUUAUCAGUUCCUCUUGUUUUAGGAAAAACCACAGAUGAAUUAUUAGUGUAUUUAUAUUAGUUAUAUUUAUGGUAUAUUCCAUAGGCUCAUGAAACUGAUCUAUAAAUUUUGUUCCUUUAUAUCUCUUAUAAUAAUCACUUAUCACAAUCCACCUGGUAAUGAACGUGUAUUUGAAAAUAUCCUUGUAGUUUCCUCGUUCAGGAAUAUUUUUUUUGUUUUAACGACCUUACUACACUGAAUUACCGACUAUUAAACUGAUGCAAUUUCUUUGGCAUAUUACUAUGUUGUUUUUCAAAGUAUAAAAAUACCUAUAUAAGCUGAAGAAAAUCCAUUGGUUACGCUUCAGUUGUUUGUGAGUGGUGCAUCUAAAUUCCAAAAAUGAAGACCAAGGACUUCACAGGAAUACCUAUAGAGGUUAUCAGAGACCCAAAGCUAAUGCCUGGUGGAAACUACAUCAAGACAGGCAAAGACUCUACCCAAAGUACUUGUCUCCUCUUUGCACCACAAGGCGAGGAAGUUGGUACUCUAGCGAAGUACCUGGCUAUCUUCCAGAAACAUGGCGUCAAUCUCAGUCAUAUCGAAUCAAGACCUUCAACAAAGGUACCCAACAAGUAUGAGUUUAUGGUAGAGUGUGUACCGUCUGGUGACCUGGGGGAGGCUGCGUGUGAGCUCAAGAAAAGUUGCGAGUACUUGAAGAUUAUUUCCAGAGAUUACAAGGAUAAUAUAGGUACCGUCCCAUGGUUCCCACGACGUAUCAGAGAUCUGGACCGAUUCGCAAAUCAGAUUCUAUCGUAUGGAUCUGAGUUAGAUGCUGAUCAUCCUGGAUUUACUGAUCCUGUUUACAGGGCAAGAAGGAAGUAUUUUGCUGAUAUAGCUUACAACUACAGGCAUGGUCAAAAACUCCCACACGUGGAUUACACAAAGGAAGAAACUGAAACGUGGAGAAAAGUAUUCAAACAGUUGACUACUCUCUACCCGACUCAUGCUUGUAAAGAACACAACCACGUCUUUCCGCUGUUAGUAGAAAACUGUGGAUACAGAGAAGAUAACAUACCUCAGCUGGAGGAUGUCUCGAACUUCCUUAAAGACUGUACUGGCUUUACCUUACGUCCUGUAGCAGGACUUCUAUCAUCCAGAGAUUUCCUGGCAGGUUUAGCCUUCAGAGUAUUCCAUUCAACUCAGUACAUCCGACAUCCCAGCAAACCAUUUUAUACACCAGAACCUGAUGUUUGCCACGAAUUGCUAGGACAUGCCCCACUUUUUGCGGAUCCUGAAUUUGCGAAUUUCUCGCAGCAGAUUGGACUUGCGUCCCUUGGAGCUCCAGAUGAUUACAUAGAAAAACUCGCAACUUGUUUUUGGUUUACUGUCGAAUUUGGUUUGUGUCGAGAAAAUAACGAGGUGAAGGCCUAUGGAGCCGGUUUAUUAUCAUCUUAUGGUGAACUUCAAUAUGCUCUUGAAGAUAAAGCUGAAAUUAGGCCAUUCGAACCGGCGAGAACCGCCUUGCAGAAAUACCCUAUCACCGAGUACCAACCAGUAUACUAUGUUGCUGAAGAUUUUGAGGAUGCUAAAGAAAAAAUGAUGUAGGUAUUACGUAAAAAAUAUACAGGGUGGCCAAUAUAUAACUGAUCUAAAAUUGCGCGCCAUUUUUGAUACACGUAUUUCAGUAGGUGGCGUCGUAGUAGCUGCUUAAAGCACAUGUGUCCAAUUCAUCAUAUUGCGCUACACGAACCCACAACGCGUCCGUAUUGUUAAAACGUUUUCCUAAAUAAUGAGUCGGAUUGCUACAAUUCUACAAGCUACGACAAGAUUUCGGUCGAAAUAAUGUGCCCAGUGUCAACAGCAUUCAUCAGUUGGUGCGUAAAUUUGAAGAAACAGGUGAAGUUAAAGACUUGCCUAGGUCGGGCCGUGUUCGAACUGUUCGUACUCCGGAAGAUAUCGAGAGAGUUCGUGAAAGUGUAGUGGAGCGCCCUGAGACAUCUCUACCAAACAUCGUCCUCAAGAACUGGGUAUAAGUCGCGCGUCAUUAUGCACUUAUUUGCGUCCAUACAAAAUUUAAUUAACCCAAAAAGAAAAUAACGAUUUUUACCGACAACUGAUAAUGAGCGAUGAAGCCCACUUCGCUAUGAACGGAUUUGUUAAUAAGUAGAAUAGUCGUAUCUGGGCAUUAGAGAACCCUCGUUUCAUCCAUCAACGACCACUACAUACUCGUCGAUUCACAGUUUGGUGCGGUAUUUGGUAUGGAGGUGUCAUUGGACCUUACUUCUUUGAACACGCUGCAGGUAAUUCUCCUACUGUCACUGGCGAGCGCUACCGUGAUAUGGUGCAAAUCUUUCUGGUUUCUCAAAUCCAACAAUUUAACCUGCAAAACACGUGGUUCCAGCAGGACGGAGCGACUUGUCAAACAGCUAGGGAAACAAUGAAUCUUUUGCGAACAAUAUUUCCGAGACGUUGAAUUUCUCGAUUUGGUGAUGUCAACUGGCCACCAAGGUCACCGGAUUUAACGGUUCCUGACUUUUUUAUAAGAAUCUUUGCAAAAUAGGGCUUAUAAUAAACCAAAUACUUUAGAGCAGCUGAAGAAGAAUAUUACGGAAGCGAUUGAAACUAUUCCUCCCCAACCUACCAAAAAGUGAUGGAAAAUGUAAUCAAGAGGGCUCACGAUUGUGAGGUUUCUAGAGGCGGACAUUUGUCUGAUAUUAUUUUUCAUGCAUAAUUUCAGAAGUUUCAAAUGAUUAAAAUGAAAAUUGAUGUAUUUUAUUUCAUUUCACAAAUAUUCAACAUACAAACCAGUCAGUUACAUAUCGGCCACCCUGUAUAUAUCUAUACUCUUCUCCAAAAAUGUUUGAAUCGGUCAUUUUACUACAUCGCAGUUAUUGAAAAUAUAUUAAGCUGACUAUGGCAUUUGAAUUUUGAAAGGUUGAAAUGUGGAAUAACACUCACAGUUUGAUAAUAAUACAGGAGAAAGUCUGAAAAAUUGUUAUUUUAACAAGAAAUAUGAUUAGUGGGAUCAUUGAUAUAUAAUAAUGUAUCACAGCUAUCUUUAUCCUCUCCGUAAUAACUAGGAACCUACUUUAAAACGAAUUUUUACAUGCAAAAAGCAUUCUCAUUGACAAUCAGUUUGGUUUUCGUUCAAGAUGUAACACUGGCGAUAUACACGCACGCAUGUAAAAUAUAUAGAAUCUGGUGAAUAUCCUGUGGGAAUAUUCUCAGACAUAAGUAAACCUUUCGAUUGGGUCAGUCAUCAAAUACUAUUAACAAAAGCUGACAAAUAUGGAAUUCGCGGUAAGUCCUUAGAAUGGCAUACAAGAAACGGAUGCUUGUAAAAUACAACAUCCGCGUUACUCAAUGCUGACAUUUGAAAGCCUCAAGCUCCAUCCUGGGCCCUAUAUUGUUCAUAAUUUUUGUGACUGACAUUACGUCUUCGCUGAUGAUGCCUCAAUAUCAGAUAAAAGCACAAAUUUAACUGAAGUUAAAGUACAUAAGGGAUUAAAGCAACUGUAUGACAGGUUUGACAUCUACCUCUAAGAAAGCAUCCCUGGUAAAAAA